This is a messenger RNA of Penaeus monodon (black tiger shrimp), 537 nucleotides long. RefSeq lists its product as uncharacterized. Lineage: Eukaryota; Metazoa; Arthropoda; Malacostraca; Decapoda; Penaeidae. The transcript has 2 exons. The record is from RefSeq and is a predicted model, not a curated record. Bases 2 to 343 code for a protein of 113 amino acids.
UAUGCUUCAGCAGCGAAUCAUCGAGGCAGGACUCAUCUCGCACUGGGUCGAUGACGUCGUCAAGUCACGAGCCAAGAGGGUCAGGAUGGAGAGGAAGCUGGCGGGCAAAGGAACGGGAGACCAGGCUGAUAAACUCUUAGAGGAAGGAGUGGCUGAUACUCAGAGGGACAGGAACGUGGUUCUUGGGCUACAACAUCUUCAGGGAGGUUUCUUACUCAUGUUCCUCGGUUAUGCUGCUGCCUUACUCUGUCUGUUCCUGGAGGUCGUCACUCACUUCCUCAGCAGAUUAGGAUUUAUGAAACGAGCGGCAAAGCUGAAGGAUCACGGGAGUAAAUCCUACUAACCACCUGGCGACGACUCCCGAACGUGAAGAAUGUACUUUCGGGCUAUCAACGAUAUGGAUUUAUUUCCCUGUAGAUGCCAUACAGAAAAUCGACCUUAAUGUCUGUAGUAAUGUAAUGUUUACUUGUAAGUUCAUGUCUACGUUAAAGGUAGAAGGUGUGCACUGUAUUUUCUUUGUCGUUUCGAAAUAAUGAA